Molecule: messenger RNA, 2736 nt
Organism: Naegleria gruberi
Lineage: Eukaryota; Heterolobosea; Eutetramitea; Acrasida; Naegleriidae
Exons: 4
Coding region: 1-2736 (911 amino acids)
Biological process (GO): proteolysis
Molecular function (GO): serine-type endopeptidase activity
Source: RefSeq, a predicted model, not a curated record
AUGAUGAUGAUGAUGACUACGAUGGGAGAUAACAACAAACAUUCACCGACAUUCAAGUUGGUUGUGCUGAUGAUUCUUGCUGCAACAGUAUUGUUAUCAUGUGCAGUAGUAGAGGCUUCAAGUAGUAAUGGCAUUCCUUUCCUUUCCAUGAUUCAUGAGGAGAAUAGAGUGAGCGAAGCAGAAAAAGAUAACGGAGGUAUUUUCGAAUUGACCUUUGCUAAUAAUCUUUUUAAUAAUAAGAAUCGUUUAAAUACUUUAAUGUUGAGAAGAGAAUUGACAAAUAGUAGAGAAUCAGUUGAACCAUAUACUCAAUUUAUUAUCAAGUUGAAGGAUAAUGUUACAUCAAGAAAGAGAAUGAAUAGCCAAGUUCAACAAUUGAUUUCGGGUGCUGUUCCUUUGGGUUCCUCUCAGAUCAUGUCAGUUGUUGCACGUACAUCAGAAAUUAUUGAUCAUGUAGGUGAACAAGAUCAUCAUACCAUUGAAUGGAUUGGAGAAUAUGAAACUAGAUUCAAGUCAAGUCUUCAUUUUGCUAAAAUGCAAGAACUCGCUAGAAAGGAAGAAAAUCCAGUUAACUCUGAUUUGAUGGACUUUGUCAUUUCAACAAUUCCAUCCAUUGAUGCUGUUUCUAAAGGAAGUGAAUUGAAUGAAUUGGAACAAGUUGCAAAGAAAUUGAACAGUCAAAUAGGAUCACUUUUUGAUGUCACUCAAUUCUCUCCAAUUCAAGUCGUAGAUAGAGAAAAGAUGCAAAUUUCCUUCUCUCCUCUUAUUGCUAAACAAAUUUCUGAUAUUAUUUUGGAAAAUCCACAUGUUCACUUUGUAGAUAGAAAGCCAAUUUAUUCUUUAUUUAACAAGGAAGGAUCAAUUUCUAUGCAAUCAGUUUCUCCAACUCAACCACAAUCAACUCCAUUCUAUGAUAUGGGUAUUUAUGGAAAUGAUCAAGUUGUUGCAGUUUCUGAUACUGGUAUCGAUUGGGAUCACUGUUUUUAUUCUGAUGCAAACAUUACUAAAAUUGCUACCAACACUGUUUAUGCUAAUCAUAGAAAGAUUGUUGUUGGAAGCGUUGCUGGUUCUAUUCAAUCACCAAUUACAGCUGAUCAACAAGCUAUUAACAAUUAUCAUGGUAUGGCUCCAAAUGCCAGAAUUCACUUUACUGAUAUUCAAAAAACAGGCAGUAGUGCACUCUUGAUUCCAGCUUCGUUGACCAGUAUUUUUGAGCCAGCUUACAAAUUGAAUGCUAGAAUUUUCUCUAAUUCCUGGGGUGCUGCACCAAAUAAUCUCAUUGCUUGUGAUUAUGACUGUGUAAAUUGUAGAUGGGCUGUUUCUGUAUCUGUCUAUCGUAAAGGUCAACCAGUUUAUGAUUCUGAUUGCAAAUACUUGUUCGGCAGUCAAACUUGUUGUUCAAUUGUUAAUAAGUAUGAUUCUCAAUGUAGAGAUAUCGACACCUUUUUGUGGAAUAAUCAAGAUGCUAUCAUUCUCUUUGCUCAAGGUAACUCUGGUAGAAUUUCUUCAAAGGAAAAUAUUGGAAGUCCAGCAACUUCAAAGAAUGGUGUUUCUAUUGGUGCUUCCAAAACUUCAAACAGUGCCUUUAUUGAUUCAGUUCAAUAUGAAGAUAUGAUGCACAGAAUCAAAGAAGCAGGUCUUUCCUUCACUUCCCCAGAACAAUGUUGCUCUUACACUGGUAGUAAUGCUGAUGCCAUUCGUGCUUUCUGUUGUUCAGCCACUAUGAAGGAUAAAUAUUCCAGUAAUCCAAGUUAUUUCAAUGCUGACAAUUUAGCUUCUUUCAGUAGUAGAGGUCCAGCUAUUGGUGAUAGAAUCAAACCAGACGUUAGUGGUAUUGGUGAUAAUGUUGUAUCAGGUCACAGUGAUGGUGAUACUACCACUUAUCAAUGCUCAAAUAUUUCACCAAAUUUGUAUAACAGAGCUGCUUUAAUGUAUGGCAACACCAUUGACAGCUCAAUUCCACUCUCUGGAAGUGUUGCUAAAAGCACUGAUGAAUCUAGUAGAAUUUUGAUUUCAUCAAUGGGUAACCCUAAUUCCUAUGAAGGUCAUGGUAGAGUUUAUCUUGGAAGUUUAUUAAAGAGUGGCAACAAUUCAACUGUCAACUUGACACUUAUUGAGAAGACUUUCACAUCAUCAAAUGAAAAACAUAGCCGGUGUUUAAAGAUGAAGAGCGGUAUUUCCUCAUCAUCAUUUGCCAGUACUGUUGCUUGGUACGAUUAUCCUAGCUCAGUAUCUGUCGUUCCUUCACUUGUUCAAGAUAUGGAUUUGAUUGUUAAUAUUUAUGAAAAGAAUGGUGACAAGAUUCAAUCAUUGAAGGUUAUUCCUGGUAAUAUGCAAGACGCAUACGAUACCAAAAAUAAUGUUGAAAAGGUUCUUAUCAACUCUAUUACAAACGCUGGAACCAAUCCUCUUUAUGUUACUGUUUCAGUUAAAUUCAAAACAUUGACACUCUCAAAUCAACCAUAUGCUUUAGUGUUCAGUUAUCCAAGUGGUGAUUUUGAAUCAGUAGAUGCCUCUUCAUGUUAUUAUAGUGAAGAAUUGCCAUCAUCUUACAUUGGUAUUAUUAUUGGUGUAUCUCUUGGUGUCAUUGUAUUAUUAUUGAUUGUUUCUGUAAUUGUUGGAUCAAUUCUUUUCAAACUUUGUACUAGACGUAAACAACACCAACAACACACUGAUUUGGAUGCUGGAGCUGGCAACUACUAUUAUUAUGGUAAUAAUGCUGGAACAGGUUAUUAA